GAGAGAGAGAGAGGGAGCGUUUGCAGGCAAUGUAAUUGACAAGGCUUGCAGUGGUGAAAUAAACACGCUUCAGCCCAGGCUCAGCUCUUUUUUUUUUUUUUUUUUUUUUAAUUAUUGCACAAUUGUGACUCUUUUGACGCAUCGCUCGCAUACCCGCGUGGAGCUGAUUUCAAUUACCUUUAGCCGAUUUUUAAUAAAUCCGUGUGAAAUUAUGUCCCGAUCGGCGCAGAUCCAGCCGGCAAGAUGAUGAUUUUACCAAGGAGAGGCUUAGAUCGCGUAGCCGACUCGGUGGUCCUGGUGAUCUUGGUGGUCGCCGCUUCUCUUGGUUCCGUUUUCGCCAAGGAUACUGCUUUUGUGGAAGUGGUUCUGUUCGAGUCCAGUCCAAAUGGAGACUAUACAACUUACACGACUGGCUUACAAGGACGGUUCUCCAAAGCAGGAGCCACUAUCAGCGCGGAGGGGGAGAUCGUUCAAAUGCAUCCUUUGGGACUAUGUAACAAUAAUGAUGAAGAGGACCUGUAUGAGUAUGGCUGGGUCGGAGUGGUAAAGCUGGAGCAACCAGAGCUAGACCCCAGUUGUCUCACUGUGCUCGGAAAGGCGAAGAGAGCAGUGCAGAGGGGAGCCACGGCCGUCAUCUUUGAUGUGUCAGAGAAUCCGGAUGCCAUCGACCAGCUCAAUCAGGUUUCGGAGGAUCCCCUGAAGCGGCCGGUGGUGUACGUGAAGGGCAACGACGCUGUGAAGUUGAUGAACAUCGUCAACAAGCAGAAAGUGGCUCGCGCUCGGAUACAACACAGACCACCGAGGCAGCCCACAGAAUAUUUCGACAUGGGCAUCUUCCUGGCUUUCUUCGUGGUUGUGUCGCUGGUUUGCCUCAUCCUGCUCAUCAAGAUCAAACUGAAGCAAAGGAGGAGCCAGAGUUCCAUGAACAGAAUGGCCAUCCAGGCCCUGGAAAAGAUGGAGACUCGCAAGUUCAAGGCCAAAGGAAAGGGCCAGCGUGAGAGCAGCUGUGGGGCGUCCGAUUCCCUGAGCAGCAGCUCCACGUCAGACUGCGCCAUCUGUCUGGAGAAGUACAUCGAUGGAGAGGAGCUGCGGGUGAUCCCAUGUGCACACAGGUUUCAUAAGAAAUGUGUCGACCCAUGGCUUCUCCAGCAUCACACCUGUCCUCACUGCAGGCACAACAUCAUUGAGCAAAAGAAGGGUAAUCCAGGACCAGGAUGCAUGGAUCCAGGCAACCCGGUCCACAGUCGGCAGCAGAGGGUGGUGCUGCCUGUCCAUUAUCCCGGCAGAGUGCACCGUGCUGGCCAGGUGACCGCCUUCCCAACCAGAACCAGCAUGGACCCCCACGGCAACCCCAUCACCGUGCUCACCGUGGACCAGCACCCAGAUCCUCAAGGUCUCUACCCACCCCAGUCAACGUCUGCUUUCCUUCGGAGCUACCACCCCACGCUCCAUUUGGACCACUCGCUCAACCCCCACCACUGUGGAUUAGAGCACCGUGGACCCCCUGCAUACCCAGCACAGCCCCAUCACGCCGCUUUUAAACGACCCAAAUUCCACGGGCGCAGUUUCUCUCGAGCGGCGUGCUUCUCACAGUACGAGACUAUGUACCAGCACUACUAUUUUCAGGGGUUGACUUUCCCUCAGCAGGAGGGGGCCCAAGGGCCUGCGAUGGCUGGGCAGCUCGGUGGAGGAGGGGCCCACAAGGGACACCACAGCAGGGCCUUUCAGCAGGGGCUCUUAUAUCCCACUGUGGUACACAUGGCGCCUGCUUCGUCUUCGAGGAUAGGUGAGACUGGGAGCACUUCUGGCCUCAGCUGUUACCACGGACACCGUUCCGUGUGCAGCGGUUAUCUGGCUGACUGUCCUGGUAGCGACAGUAGCAGCAGCAGCUCGGGCCAAUGCCACUGCUCCUCCAGCGACUCCAUGUUGGACUGUACUGAGGUCAGCAACCAGGGAGUGUAUGGAAGCUGCUCUACGUUCCGCAGCUCAUUGAGCAGCGACUACGAUCCGUAUGUGUACAGAAGUAAGAGUCCGUGUAGGGGCUUAGCGGGGGAAUCGGGGAGUGCGGCUUGUACCACAGUUCCUACCGAGGACUCGUCAUCCCCUGUUCCCACGGGACAUGACUGCCUCCAGCUCCCUCCGGGGGCUUCAGGAUACAGCUCGGGGGACCACCUCUCCAACUGCAGCUUGGAGCCCAACUACAGCAGUCGCUCAUCACUGGAACCCAGGGAGAACAACAACACUAGCACUACCUCAGCCGGAGCUUCAGAGGCUGCCGGGGCAGACAGGGGAAAGGGGGCGCAGGAGGAACUGGGGGAGCUCGGGGCCGCGGCCUGUAGCUGCUGCUUCGAGGUGCUUCCUCCUAAUGUGGAGUGCAAAGGGCAGGACUCGGACCAAGCUGGGCCUCUAGGCUCAGGACGCUGUCACAGGGCAGGAGUGGAGUAUCAGAGCUCCAGCUCCAAGAACUACUUUGCAGAGCACAUGUGCCCUUCCUCAGCAGAGCAGGUGAGCUACGAAGGGCUGCCCUGCUGUUUCUACAAGGAGAUGAAGGUCCACAGGGCCACUGCGGGGCACUACACAGAGGACUACGCUGUCAAUGUGCAGUAUGCACAUGCAGACUCAGAUACCUGCUCUGGACAAGGGGGCUGCUGUGAACUCAACCAGAGAAUACCCAUAAUUCCCGAGGACACAGAUUGUGAAUUGGGCACAGUGGCUGAGACCCAAAGCAGCUUACUGCCAGCCAGUGUCUCAAUGGAGGCAGAGGUGUGGACAGGGGAGCGGCAUGAGCCCAGGGAGGGGUACUACACUUCAGGACAAUUCAGGGCUCAGCCUUACCCUCAGGAGGAAGAAACCAGGGCUUUGUUCCACCCUCAGCUCUCUGUGAGCCCUAAUGCACUGGGAAGCAGUACUCCAACCAGUGAUGGAGGUCUGGGGGUAUGAACCCAGAGAGAAGGGACUCAGACAGAAGUAUAUAUUUGGUACCGUGUCAGUCAGUCAAUCAUUGAAACCCUUAGUUGCCUUGUUCUAACUUUGCUCUCUGAGCUUUGAAUGUUUUCAUCUUAGAUUGUGUGGAUUUCUACUGAAUGGCCUGUCAUUUCUACAUAUACAGUGUAUCAGAUCAUUCCUGUGGCCAUGAACGUCUCAACACCAAACUAUCGCAUGUCACCCUAGUGCUCAGUAUAAUAAUGGAUGGAUGUUAUCUAACAGUAGAGUGGUAAUGGCAUCUGUUUGUUACCAUCAGGGUUAGUGACAGUCAUCAGGCCCAGUCCUCGUGAGAUUUUAUAGACAACCAUCUUUUAAGAAAGAGCUAGAAAUCUGAGAUUUUUUUUUAAAUUUUGAAAGUACACUCAAUUCAUAAGCAUCUGUAUCUACAUGUAUACAUUCUGUAUAUGUGCGCACAUGAACACUGACUGCCUGUAAAGCUUCAACCACAAACUCAAAAUAGGUUCUAUGGACAUAGCUAUACCAAAACAGAAAGACAGUUGUUUUUUUUUUUUUUUUACUUUCUUUUUCAAAGCGCAGGGAAAUGGGUCUUUCUGAGUGUCUGUGACCCACACAUUUCUCUGAGGAGAAGAAGCUAUAAAAUAUAGAAAAAUGCAUAGAAAUGUGAAUGCAAGGCUGACACUGGUCUCUAUUCAAUAUGAUACAGAAUUUGUUAUAUGCAUUGCAUUUCUGUCCAGUAGUGGCCUACCUGUAUGAGAUGUGCCAGAGCAACAUGAAAGCCUUACGCUGGUAAGCUAUUUGUAGCAAUAUCGAAAGACACUUGCACUGCUUUUGGUCAAAUUCAAGACCAGAGUGAGUGUCUUGGGGUCAGUAGAUAUUUUUUAGAGUGCUAAUUGAAGCACUUUUGGAAGCCCUUAAGUGUAUUUUUGUUGUCACUUACCCAAUUUCCUCCAUGAGGCAUGCUCUACAGUUCUUAAGGUUCUAGUAUGUAUCAAAAGGCCAAAGGAAAGUAGCUGGAAAAGACUCAUAUUUCACAAGGGUUCCUUAUUGUACUGUGACUUUUUUAACGAUGCAGUCAUACAUACCAGUGUAUCUGAAUCAUAUUGUGCUGUGCAAAACACAUACUCGCAAUGUCAAUGCUUUGUCAUUCAUGCCUUUCUGUUUGUCCUGCAGACUGUUUUUAUACUGUUUCUAUGAAAUAUACACAUUCUCUACACAGAGGAAAACCUUCUGAAAUAACCCUAUUUAUAAGUUAACCCAGUGCUGUAAUCAAGUGAGAAAUCUAAUCUUGCCUUUUGCAUAGAGAUAUGUACCUACUGCAAAUAUAACAUUUUUGGGGUACUUGAGUCACUAUUUAAUUUUUUGUUAUUGUUUCUAGCACUUAAGAUUAAAAUGUGUACAAAAAUUAAUAUUUUUUAAUUUUUUAAGAAUAUAAUUAUUUUCUGUCAUUACCAUUACAAAUGUUUAAAAGGCUAGAAAUCAAUCUGUGUAUAUUUCUGUACCUGUAUAGCAACACAUUUCAUAAAUGGAAAUAUGUUCUCUGAAUAUUUAUUUACUAAUAUAUUUAUCUUUAAGCCAUGUCUUAUGUUCAGAGUGUAUGAACGUUUGAGUUAUUUGGUUGCUUUUUAUUUUGAGAAAAAUCACUAACAUGAGACUUUGUAUAUACAUGGUAAUUGCACACAAGACGAUUAAAUCUUCUCUGACCAAAAAACUGAUUUUAAAAUUUUAGUACCAUACAGUUUUGUAAUCAAAGUGUACAAAGAUCUGUAAAAUAUACAGUUUUAUUCAAGUAA
Molecule: messenger RNA, 4736 nt
Organism: Sphaeramia orbicularis (orbiculate cardinalfish)
Lineage: Eukaryota; Metazoa; Chordata; Actinopteri; Kurtiformes; Apogonidae
Gene: znrf3
Product: zinc and ring finger 3
Exons: 8
Coding region: 244-2940 (898 amino acids)
Source: RefSeq, a predicted model, not a curated record